CUUCGCAAUGUAUAGCACUUUCUAGUGGACAAGAAGUUGUCAGGAACGACCGAAUCUGCCUGUUUUUACGGCGUCAGCUUGUUCGGGAGACCAAUGACAUUCGACAUCCACAAAUGCUUGCAGUCAGGAACUUCGCUACCUCAGCAUUUAGCAUUUCAACUUUAAAUUUUGAAUUGGUUAAAAGACGACGAUACUCCUCUAUCUUCGAAUUCGAGGCAUAUUUUCCCCCCAGCCACUGCGUGAUAUCCAACUUCAAGACUAUCCGCCUUCUCACGUCGAAACACCAAUGGACGUCGUUCGGAAAAAUUCGGUCCUCUCGUCUAUCUCUGGAGGCUUGGCUAUAUGUGUCAUACUGGGCGUUGCUUAUCGCGCGAAGCAGCGAGCAAAUAAGUCUUCUCUACCUCUCCCACCAGGUCCUCCAGGAGGCUGGUUUACCCGGACGCCUUAUUCGUCGUUUCAGAUCAUGGAGUGGGUCAAGGAGUACGGCCCCGUUUUCUCGUUGCAGCAGGGAAGUGAAAGGAUGGUCGUCAUUGGGGGUCACCAAGAAGCCUAUGACAUCAUGGAAAAGGAAGGAGCUUAUCUGCAAGACAGGCCACGCUGGAUUGCUGCACGCGACAUGCUUUCAAAUGGACUUGACCCCGUUCUGGUAGGAGCUGGUGAAAGACUGAAGAAAUAUCCGAACGUCGGGUUGCAAGCGAAGGCUGCAGAGUCAUACGAGCCCAUUCAACUGGACAAUGCCAAGAACAUGAUUGUAGAUAUUCUGCAAGAUCCCAAGGAGCACGCAAAGCAUGCUCUACGAUAUGCAGUAGCUGCAGUCCUGCAGAUCACGUAUGGAAAGAACACGCCUACUACAAAUACAUCGCCUGAAAUCAUUCAAAUUGAAAGAAUACUAAAACGGUUCCAUUAUGCCAUGCGUCCCAACGGGUUUUACGUAGAUGGAUUCCCAUUUUUAAAAUACGUCCCAGGCUAUGCUAGCUAUCUCAAACAAUGGCAUCAAGAUGAGAUUGGGCUGUAUAGACGUCAACUGCAACGUGUUGAAGACGAGCUGGCGAGUGGAGACUCAGGACCGUCGUUUGCCAGGUAUCUGAUAGAAAACCCGAAUGAACAUGGUCUGUCAGAGGGAGAGAUGGCCUACCUUUCAGGGGCCUUCUACGGCGCAGGAGCAGAUACAACAGCGGUUGCCAUCACUAUCAUGGUCAUGGCGGCGGCACGCUUCCCAGAAGCCCAAGCUAAAGUACAAGAAGAGCUUGAUGAAGUCAUUGGCCAUGGCAGAGCCCCGUCUUUUGCAGAUCAAUCUCUUCUACCUCAACUCCAAGCAUGGAUACUGGAAACUUUGCGAUGGAGACCUGUCGUGUUGCUAGGUUUCUGUCAUCGCGCUACCAAGGACAUCGUCUGGAACAACUUCCUCAUUCCUUCUGGGACAACCGUACUAGGAAACCACUGGACCAUCUCGCGCGAUGCCAAGGUGUUUCCCAACCCUGAGACAUUCGACCCCCAACGCUGGCUUGACGACAACGGGCAAGUCAGAGAUAAUCUCAAAUUCUUUUCGUUUGGCUUUGGGCGCCGUGUCUGCCCAGGUCAGCAGGUGGGGCACAGGUCACUGUUCAUCACUGCAGCGCUUCUCCUCUGGGCAUUCAAGCUAUCUGAAGAUCCUUCUGCUCCCAUAGACGAUAAAGCCUUUUCGGAUGGUGUCGUCGCCUUCCUACAGCCCUUCACCGUCAAGUUCGAACCUCGUUUCGAGGAGGGGAGUUUGAGGACUAUGAUGGAAUGAUCCAUAUUAAGUCUAAAAAGUACUGAUUACUGUGUGAUUUAGGCAUAGUCGUAGAGAGAUUGUAGCGAGCGAUUUCGAUAUCUCACAGUACCCUACAUGUCAUUCGUAGUCCCCUCCAAAUGAAAUCCUUGCAAUUCU
Molecule: messenger RNA, 1909 nt
Organism: Serpula lacrymans var. lacrymans S7.9
Lineage: Eukaryota; Fungi; Basidiomycota; Agaricomycetes; Boletales; Serpulaceae
Exons: 13
Coding region: 287-1771 (494 amino acids)
Molecular function (GO): heme binding; monooxygenase activity; iron ion binding
Source: RefSeq, a predicted model, not a curated record